AUGCCGAGUCCCACCAGCGAGAACCAGGCCCCGUCUCGGUUAGGCCCUCUUUCGCCGGCGAUGCAGCUCCACCCACCUCCCUCUCCCGGCAUUCACCGAACGCUUAGGAGAUUGCAGUCGGCCCAUAGCCUGGGAGCGAAGGCCGCCGCCCAGCCCUCGCUCAUUUCGCAGCAGAGGCUCCAGCUCCAACAACAACAGCACCAGUUCCAGAAUCUGAACCAGCACCUCCAAAAACACCCUCCUGCCCCGGCACCGAGAAGCCAUGCGAGCGUCAACCGAUCGCCACAGAGAGCACGCGCCAACAGCGACGCACCGCCCAUCCCCAACGUCUCCCCUGUUCAGCCCACGACACACGCGACCAUGACAGCAGCAACAGCAACGCGCCGUUCGGCAUUGAGCAAGCGGUCGCUUGCCGCCGACGCCAUGUCUCUUGAACGCCUCCUCCGCGAGGGUCCUCCCAACGGCGAUAUCGAAGGCGCUCUCGAGAGCACGCGUCUCAAAAUUCUCGACCAGGGCAUCAGGUCCGACAGCGACGGCAUGUCGUCGCUCCGCAUUUACGUAUGGCUCAUCCUGCUCAAUGCCCCGAUGCUCGACACCGACUCCUACCUCGCCCUCAUCCACCGCGGCGCCUCCCCCGCCUACUCCAAGAUCCGCAACGACACAUUUCGCACCCUAUCAACCGAUCCUCUCUUCCGGCGCCGCGUGAGCGAGGCCAGCCUCAUACGGCUGCUCAAUGCCUUCGCCUGGACACUACACGACGCUCGUGAGGUUCGCACUCGAGAUCCAAGUGUGGCCAGCAGUACACGCCAUUCGCUGGACCAAUCGAGCAGUCGGCCGGGGACAGGCUAUGGAAGCGAUUACGGGAGCCCGGCUUCGUCGCCCACGGCUAAGAGAGCGCGUGCUUUGACCUUGACGACCGAGGGCUCCGUCACUAGCGUCACUGCGGAAGCAGGCACCUACGUUCAGGGCAUGAAUGUGCUGGCCGCUCCCUUCCUGUACGCCGCUCGCAGCGAGGCCGAGGCCUACGUCGCCUUCCACCAGCUGCUGACCAAGGAAUGCCCCGGAUACAUCCGCGGUGCCAUGGACGGGGUCCACAAGGGCCUGGCGCUGGUCGACAAAGUGCUGGCCAUCGUGGACCCCAAGCUCAGCAUGCACCUGCUCUCCAAAAAUUUGUCGGCCGAGAUUUAUGCCUUCCCGUCUGUCCUGACGCUCUGCGCCUGCACCCCACCGCUGCCCGAGGUGCUGCGCCUUUGGGAUUUUCUCUUUGCCUACGGACCACAUCUCAAUAUUCUGUGCAUUGUUGCGCAGCUGGUCAUGAUCCGCACCAAGAUCAUGGGAUCCGCUAGUCCCAACAAGCUCCUCAGGUCUUUCCCGGCACUCCAGGCCGACCAGAUCAAGCACACCACGCUCGCCAUAAUUCGAAUGAUUCCCGACGACGUCUACGCUGAGAUAGUCGCUCACGCCCGGUAG
Parathielavia appendiculata is the source of this 1470-nucleotide messenger RNA. RefSeq names its product TBC-domain-containing protein. Gene Ontology annotation, biological process: activation of GTPase activity; negative regulation of septation initiation signaling. The record is from RefSeq and is a predicted model, not a curated record. NCBI's taxonomy places the organism in Eukaryota, Fungi, Ascomycota, Sordariomycetes, Sordariales, Chaetomiaceae. Gene Ontology annotation, molecular function: GTPase activator activity. The transcript has 3 exons. Gene Ontology annotation, cellular component: mitotic spindle pole body. The coding region runs from base 1 to 1470 and encodes 489 amino acids.